This is a messenger RNA of Porites evermanni, 2711 nucleotides long. The record is from the annotation of a GenBank genome assembly. NCBI's taxonomy places the organism in Eukaryota, Metazoa, Cnidaria, Anthozoa, Scleractinia, Poritidae.
AUGAGUUGGUUUGCUUGGAGAAAAUCGCGGCAUCUGGUAAGCAAAAAGAAAAACAAACAAACAAACAACAGGGUAUAUUUUAUAAUCAAAACAUUAAGAUCCUUUUUGAAUUCCUGGUUUGAUGUAGAAGCUGCCUUUUUACAUUUAAAAUGAUAGAUAGAGACUCACGUGCUAUCGACCUUGAUGACCGUUUUUAUUCGAAUAAAACGCCCCGGCGUUUUUUCAAUUUUUAGCGUUUCCUAUGCGGCGUUUAUUCAAGGGCGGCGUUUAUUUCGAAAUCACUUUUUUUAGAUCACUGACAACAGUUAUUGUAAAACGUUUGUAAAUAUUAUGUAAUUUAAAGGUUCCAAUGUCUCCCUUAUUUUGCUGAGAUAGAAUCGUAACUAUCUGGAUGGUGUAAAUUAAGGACAGUUGUACCGAAGCUUUUCUUAUUCCCCGAGUGAACGCGACAUCCUUCUGUUAGGUGCGGCAUUUAUUCGAGGGUGGCGUUUAAUCGAAUAAAUACGGUACUGACUUGUUGGAUAUUAGAAACUUUUAGCCUAAUAUAAGUAUCUGUAAAGUAUCUGUAUAUGUCGGUUCUUGAUUUACAGUGCCGUAGCCAGACCAAACGGCCAACCGAGGCAGGCGGGAGUUGCUAGGGGGGUUCGGGGGCAUGCCCCCCCCCCCGAGAAAUUUUGAACUUUAGUCUCUCGGAAAUGCGAUUUGCAGCGUUUUCUGGGCCUUUCGGUAGCUUUUUUUCGAGUUAAUUUAAGUGGAAUUUAAAAAGCAAUAAUCAGAAACAAGCUACAUAAUCUGGGUGACCGUUAACCUCGCCAAUGGUUUUGAUCAGUAUUUGUUCAAAAAAAAUUUGGGUUAACAUACGUAGCCCCUUGAGAUCGAUGAUAUGGUAAUUUUUUCAUAGUAUUUUGACUGAAUUGCUGAAUUCUUUGUAACAUCAUGAUGCGUUAAAAAUAUCCGAUGAUCGCUUAUGUAAAAUAAAAAUGAUCGGCGAAAUUCGUCAAAAUUUUACCAAGGCGAGUGCCUCGGUUGGCCUCAUACUAGCUACGGCGCUGAUUUACAGAACCCAACGUUUGUUUUAUCAUUUGUCGUUCCUAGUGUUUGCGACCAUAUCAAAUUCUGUUAAGAUCUCUUCAGAUUCAAGCUGAAUCUGAUGGGGAAAAGAAGCUUGCAGGGAUUUUAAGGCAAAAUUUCAGCGCCUCUCAUAUUGCUGUCAAGGAUGUUUCAGGUCAGUAUUUUGUAAAAAUCAAUAGAUGAUUGCAUUGUUAUGUAUCAAACUGCCAUUAAUUUUAUCCUUAUCAAAUAUCCAUCCCCUGGUGUGUGAGUAGGAAGAGGGUCUCAAUGGGGUUAACCGAUAGGCGUAAAACGGCCAAAAAUUUAGUGGAACAUGGAGGAACAUGGAGUCUUGCGCCUCUGGUACUUGUAGAAAACACCCACCCACACAAAAACCUACAGACCUGUUUGCAGAACAUCUUAAACUGUAGGCAGCAGUUGCCACAUGCUGUUUGAACUGAUGACAGAGUUAGUAAAGCUUUGAUUAAACUCCAAAAAACUCAGGUUAUUGCUUGUUCCAAUUUCAGGGGGUUGUGGAGCAAUGUAUGAAAUAUUUAUUGAAUCUGAAGAGUUCAGAGGGAAAAGACAGGUUCAACAGCACCGACUUGUCAAUCAAGUAAGCUAACAUCUUUGUCAUUAUGAGGCAAAUUCUGUGUCCAAGUAGGAAUAAUAAUCUUUAAUGGUUUUAGUGUAGAUACAUGUAAUCUAUACAUGUAUACAGGUAGUUGAAGAAAUACACCUUAUUCGAUGGUUUAGCAUAAUUUAUAAUAUGUGCGGAUAUUUUGCGAGUUGCAUAGCAAUGAGCAAAAUGUCCACUCGUAUUAUUAUGCUAAACCAUCGAAUAAGAGGUUUAUCAUUCCACUUCAAAAAAAUCUGUUAUUUUGCAAUUGGCCUCUAUUUUUUGUAAGAGUAUUCAUUGAGCAUCCUGAUUCCGUCUUUGAGAAUGACGUUACAUGUAAGAAUGAGCAAAAUGUUCACGCAUAUUAUAUGCCAAACCUUUGAACGAGAGCUUAAUUAUUUUACUGCAAAAGAAAAAUGUUAUUUUAACUUCUAUUUUCUAGUAAGAGUAUCCAAAAUAUCGUGAUUCUGUGAGCCAUAGUUGCUCCUUUUGCAUCUGCCGCUAUUCGCCCUGUUGUAAAUCGGUUAAACCAGGACACUACAGUUUAUUAGGGCCUAGUAUUUUGCGCAUUCUCUUUACCUUAUAUGGUUAAAUGACAUAAUAGUGGAAUAAUAAAGGUAUUCAUUUCACACAUGUCCUUUUUUCUUUUUAGGCUCUUGCCGAUGAAGUGAAACAAAUGCAUGGAUUAAGGAUCUUCACAGCAGUUCCUGGAGAAAACAAAAGCUAGUAAACAAUCUUCAAGUUCAGACAAAGCACACAAUAUGCUUAUUAAAACAUACAUCAAACAGUGUCACAGACUGGAGAGAUAUGAAUAUUGCAGCAUCUUCAAGUGCACUACUCCCUUUUCCAAGUUUGUCUAUUAUUUGGUCUGUACAGACACAACUUUUGAGAAUCUUUGGAACACAUUGAAGUAAGACUGUUUUCUUAGUUUUCUCAAAAGACAAUUUUAUUCAUUUAAGAAGUAGCAAAUGAUACCAAGGAUGUACAUCAAUGCUAUCGACAACUAAGGAAGCUAAUCCUAAGUCUAUCUGAAGUUAAUGUG